GGAAGCGCUAGACGCUCGAGCGACAUUUUCAUCUCAUUUGAUUUCCUCUUCAGCCACAGGCCCGAUUCGGACUGUCUGAUCUCGAACCCACAGCAGCUGGAUGCUCGGAACGAACCGGAGCUUGAACCAGACGCUCGUGCGCGGUAUUCGCUGGCUCUGAUGGUUCUCGUCAGACUGUGACACUCAGAGACUCCAGCAUCAGCCCUCAGCAUGUCUGCUCUACAGGCAUCAUGGCCGCCGGGCACCGAGUGUGUGGCCAAGUAUAACUUCCAGGGCAGCACAGAGCAGGACCUGCCCUUCUGCAAAGGAGACCUGCUGACCAUCAUCAGCGUAACCAAGGACCCAAACUGGUACAAAGCGAAGAACUCUGUUGGCCGAGAGGGAAUGAUUCCAGCAAACUACGCCCAGAAGAGAGAAGGAGUCAAAUCCGGAGGAAAGCUCAGUCUGAUGCCAUGGUUUCACGGUAAGAUCACGCGUGAGCAGGCGGAGCGGCUGCUGUAUCCGCCGGAGACGGGGCUGUUCCUGGCGCGAGAGAGCACCAAUUACCCCGGAGACUACACGCUGUGUGUGAGCUGCGACGGCAAGGUGGAGCACUACCGCAUCAUCUAUCACAGCGGGAAACUGUCCAUCGAUGAGGAGGAGUACUUCGACAACCUCAUUGAGUUGGUGCGACAUUACACCAAAGAUGCUGAUGGUCUUUGCACGCGACUCAUUAAACCCAAGCUGAUGGAGGGGACGGUUGCAGCACAGGACGAGUUCUCCAGGAGUGGAUGGGCUCUGAGCAGGAAAGAUCUCAAACUCAUUCAGACCAUCGGCAAUGGAGAGUUCGGAGACGUGAUGGUGGGAGAUUACAGAGGGACGAAGGUGGCAGUGAAGUGCAUCAAACACGACGCCACGGCUCAGGCCUUCCUCGCUGAAGCUUCAGUCAUGACUCAGCUGAGACACACUAACCUGGUGCAGUUAUUAGGGGUGAUCGUGGAGGAACAAGGCAGUUUGUGCAUCGUGACAGAAUACAUGACUAAGGGCAGUCUGGUGGAUUACCUGCGCUCUCGGGGCCGGACCGUGUUGGGCGGCGAGUGUCUGCUCAAGUUCUCUCUUGACGUCUGUGAGGCCAUGGAGUAUCUGGAGGCCAAUAACUUUGUGCACAGAGAUCUGGCGGCUCGUAACGUCCUGGUGUCCGACGACAACAUCGCCAAAGUCAGCGACUUCGGUCUGACCAAGGAGGCCUCGUCCACUCAGGACACGGCAAAACUGCCCGUCAAAUGGACCUCGCCUGAGGCGCUGCGAGAGAAGAGGUUUUCUACGAAAUCUGACGUGUGGAGUUACGGCGUUCUGCUGUGGGAGAUUUACUCUUUCGGACGGGUGCCGUACCCCAGAAUUCCGCUGAAGGAGGUGGUGCCGCGGGUGGAGAAGGGCUAUAGGAUGGAGGCUCCUGAUGGCUGUCCUGUCGCCGUCUAUGACCUGAUGAAGCAGUGCUGGACGCUGGACCCCGCAGGACGACCCUCGUUCCGUCUGCUGCGUGAGAAGCUGCAGCACAUCAGAGCCAAAGAGCUGCACCUGUGAGGACGAUCCAGACCCUCUGCAUCACAAACCAAACCUCUUACUGGGGCUCCACACACUCUUUGUGUACUUGAACGUGGACUGUUGAUUUGGACGCUCUCUCGUGAUCCGUGACGUGAGAGGAGGAACACACUGACGUCUGUGUGCGCGUGUGUGUGUGUGUGUGUGUGUGUGUGCGCGUGUCAGUGUGUGUGUGUGUGUGUGU
Sinocyclocheilus grahami is the source of this 1765-nucleotide messenger RNA. RefSeq names its product tyrosine-protein kinase CSK-like. Gene Ontology annotation, biological process: protein phosphorylation. The coding region runs from base 211 to 1563 and encodes 450 amino acids. Lineage: Eukaryota; Metazoa; Chordata; Actinopteri; Cypriniformes; Cyprinidae. The record is from RefSeq and is a predicted model, not a curated record. Gene Ontology annotation, molecular function: protein tyrosine kinase activity; protein binding; ATP binding. The transcript has 13 exons.